This is a messenger RNA of Aspergillus pseudonomiae, 1518 nucleotides long. RefSeq lists its product as uncharacterized. The record is from RefSeq and is a predicted model, not a curated record. The transcript has 2 exons. The coding region runs from base 270 to 1205 and encodes 311 amino acids. NCBI's taxonomy places the organism in Eukaryota, Fungi, Ascomycota, Eurotiomycetes, Eurotiales, Aspergillaceae.
CCUUGAAUUCCCGCGAGUCAGCGACUCUCAUUCACAGUUCUCAUUCAAGUUUCAACCCGUCCCAUUGUCGUCCGUGCGGUGACCGACUCUAAAAUUAAUACGAUUCUAUUAUAAUAUUUUUUAUACAUUUUUUUUUUUUUCAAUUUGUAUUAUUUUUUUUUGAUUUUGUAUUUUUCAUUUUAUUGAUUUGAUCCUAUUUUUCCUUGUUAUUCGUUUUUUAUUCGACAGACAGCCCCUGCCGUCCAACCACAUUCCCACCCCAAAGAAUCAUGGAUCCCAACGCGACCGGUUUCCCAAUGUUGCAGCAGCAACAGCAACAGCAACACUUUCCGGUUACUACCCAGAGUCCACAGCAGUUUCCUUACUAUCCGAACGCGAUUCCUUCUUACCCCCAGCAAAAGCCUCCUUCCCAUCUGCCACAACAGCAUUCCUUUGGUGCCAUGUCGAUGCAGGCAGGCGCUCCAGGUGGAGCUAUGAUGCCGGCGGGUUUCCCCCAACACUCUGCACCCCACGCCAACUUCUCUGCACCCUUUACCCAGCCACCUAUUCCCGCGACCAUGAACCAAUUUAUGCCCCCGCAGACUGUAGCGACUUCAACUCCUGUCUCGAGCGUUCCAGCAACCACGGCGCCGUCCUUCCCUCAGAAUAUGGCUUCAAUCUCGGCGAACAACCUGGUUCCCGCACAGCCUCAACGGCCCGCUCCGCAACAGAACACUCAACAGGCGUCUGCGCCCCCGGUGACUCCAUCACCCGCAACGGCCCGGGAGAAAGCUCGUGUGACUGUUCUGCUCGAUAUAAAUUCAAUGCUGUUGCAAGAGGUCGUGAAUCUACAGGCAGCAGGCAAGGCCGGUGGUCCUCCAGCUCAGCCGCAGGAUGCCAACCCGCUGUCGGAUCAGGCCCCUGACACCGCAAAAGGGCCAACCCAGAAGCCCAGUCAGGAAUACAUCGAUUGUAUGCGUCGUCUGCAGGCCAAUCUGGCAUACCUCGCAACCAUCGCCGACCGCGCUAAGAAAUCCGGAGGAGUGCCUCCUACGGCGCCGAGUAUCAUGACGCCGCCCCCACACAUGCCGUCCAUGAACGAAAUGUACAAGAAGCUCGCUGAACUGUUCCCACGCACGGUACCAGGCGCUACCGGAACACCUCAGCCAAGUCCUCAGGGCAACGGCAAGCCCAGCCCCUCUCCAGCUACUGAGACAGUCGUCUGAGCGAGACCAAUGUUUUUGAAUGAUUCGAUCAUUCACACAUGCGCGUCGUCCCGAAUGUCAAGGAUUUGGGCGAUUCCGACUCGGUGCAGCGUUGGGAAACAAAGCUCCAUGGGCGUUGUCUCUGCAGUUGAGACUCACAUUCAGCGCCAUAGCUGGACGCCAACUUACUCACAAAAUUAUAUCUAUGACCUGGAACUGGCCUUGCUCAUGUGGCCUGUACAAUCAAUCCGCGGAUGAAUAUCGAUGGAGUUCACUUGGCCAAGGUCGGAUGCCAAAGGUAUAUGAGCAUCCACUUCCGCCGGGACCCUGUUGG